CUGUUUCUUCCAUCUGCUGCUUCUACUUUAUUGGGGCGAAUUGGUCUGGUUUUUGGUAAGAAACAGCCAUUAUUUCCUCUGUUCUUCCUUGAAUUUAACUGGGUUUACUUUAAUUUCUCUUGGUUUCUCCAAUUUUCGGUAGAUUGCAUGAUUAUUUUCUCCUGCACUUCCCGCCGGUCUUCCCCAACUGCAGCUCCGGUUUUGCUUGCAAAAUUCUGUGUGUGGAGAAUCUCGUUAUGAGUCGAGAAAUAUGUCUGCUAUAAGGAAGAAAGAUGUUCCAAGGAAAUCUUUGUGGUACCUUCCAAUUACCCCAAGAUUACAGCGACUAUACAUGUCUAGGAAAACAACAAAGCACAUGACAUGGCAUUUGAAAUGCCGUGAGGAUGCGGAUGAAGUUAUGCAUCUUGCAGGUAGUGAGGCAUGGAAACACUUUGAUGAAACCUACCCAACAUUUGCUAAUAAACCUAGAAAUGUUAGACUUGGCCUCUAUACAGAUGGUUUCAAUUCAUUUGGUUGCUCUGCAACACCAUACUCUUGUUGGCCUAUUUUUCUUACAGUGUACAACUUUCCUCCUGAAUUGUGUAUGAAGUCAGAGCAUAUAUUUCUUGCCAUGAUAAUUGUUGGACCUAAAAGUCCAGGAAAAAACAUUGAUAUCAUACUUAGGCCAUUAAUUGAUGAACUUAAGGAAUUGUGGACAAAUGGGGUUGAAACUUAUGAUAGUUUCAAACAACAGAAUUUUAUCAUGAAAGCUGCAUUGCUAUGGAUUAUAAAUGAUUUUCCAGGUUAUGGCAUGUUAUCUGGAUGGAGCACAAAUGGGAGAAAAGGAUGGUUUGCUGCAUGUAAGAUUAGAGCAAGAGCAAUAAUUAACACUUCAUCAUUAAGUGAUGGUGAAAAUGUUUAUUAUCAAGACGAUGAUCCUUCUAUGCCACAAUUGGUGCAACCCUCGACUAUUUUAAAUGAUCAUGUUUCACUAACAUCUCAAAGGGGAGAACAAGUGGUGAUUAGUGAGGUCAUGCAAUUGCCAUAUGUGGCAGACGAAGAAUGUGUGGGUGAGGAUGAUGAUCAAGAGGAAGAGUUUGAUGGAAUGAAAACGUCGGAAAAAGAAGAGCAACCCACUAUUACUCAGCCACCAUUGGACGAUGACCAGUACACUGGUGAUGAUGCAACAAUGGAGGAGGACACUGAAGAGCGUAAUUUGGAAGUUGAGUUGGAUGUUGAGUUUGCUGUGCUUGAUCCUGAGUUAGAUGCUCAGCUGGAGGAGGAGCUAUCAUGUGUUGUCCCGAAGACAAGAUGUGGCAUGGAUAAAGGAGAUGACGCUCCUGUAGACCCGAGUCAAAGGAAGGUACUUAGCCUUAAUCAUUGAGGCACGUUCAACCAUGAGCGGUUUAGGAGGACUGCCACAGUAAUAUGGAAGUACUUGUAUGAUAAACAAGUGCUUUUUUGGUCUAGCUUGCCUGAGGAAAAGAAAAGGGUUGCUUGGGAGAAUUUCUAAGUAUGAAAAUUAUAAAAUAAAAUGAAGUAUUUUUU
Messenger RNA from Rubroshorea leprosula, 1527 nucleotides. Lineage: Eukaryota; Viridiplantae; Streptophyta; Magnoliopsida; Malvales; Dipterocarpaceae. The record is from the annotation of a GenBank genome assembly.